AAAAUGUAUUUCCAACUAUUUACUCACAAUCGUCGCAUGCUGAGUGAUAUUUGAAAACGGUUGCUACUUUUUUGAUGUUCACCUAAUAUAAAUUAAAAUUUGAGAGCAUCUGAGAGCUCUCUGAGUCAAUCAGUAUUGCCUCUCGCAGCUAACACAGAGCGAAAAUAGCUCACAAAGUGAGCGGCGAGUGCAUGUGAACGUGUUGGAUUGUGCUCGAUGACGGCAUACUCAUUUAAGUUGCCGCUUUGUAUGCUGCUGCUCACCACACUACUACGCACGACAGCAACAACAAUUGAAGAAACACAACAAAAGAGAGAUUACCGAAUAACAAGAAGAUUCAUAGAAAUUGGUAGUGAAGAACAAGCAUUUAGCGGAGAACCAACAGAAGGCGAGCGAAAAUUAAUUGAUCAAAAGCAAUGGAAUAUUAAGAAGGGAGUGGAGCAAGUGAUAAGGACUAAAGAGAGGCUGGAAGAAGUACAUGAAAAUGCGGAAAAGGCGACGAAAAAAGUGUGGAAGGCGGGUGAACACUUUAGAGAAAACGAGAAGCAUGUAUUGGUUGAAAAAGAGCGUAUUUUACCAUCCAGCAAAGACACAAACCAAAGUGAUGUGAGUAACGUAACGCAAAAAUAUGCGAAUACGAAGGAUGUUACUCUGCCGAAAUUUAUCAAACAUCAAAUUAUCGCAGCUGUCACUCACAACAACUCACAGCACCGUGGCAAUGCACUUACGUCACAUCAAACUCCGCACACACUCAAUUCACUCACAAAUCAUAUCAGCGCCCCGGUAAGUCCACAGUGGGUGGUGGCACCACGCUUUAAGCGGCAACAAGCUGCGCAGCACAGCGUCGCCUUUCAAGCUGACUUCGCCUCCUACGCGAGUGCGGGUAACACAGCAGUGCACUAUAAUCCAUUACCCGCUGUGCCAUUGCCGCCACCGCCACCCUUCCCGGGUAGUUUCGGCAUUUCACCAUUUAGUGGCGGUGGCGCCAAGCAAACAACAAGCGGUAACAACAUUUUGAAUGCCUUCGCAUUUGCCGGCAUCGGCAGUUCAUCCUCAGCUGUGGCGCGUUCUCAUCCACGUGGUAAUUCGUUUUGCGGCGGCGUCCUUAAGUCGCGCUAUGGCAACCUACAGACACCGAAUUUCCCGCACAAAUUCCCGACACCCAUUGAGUGUGUGUGGGUAAUUGAUGCCUCAGAGCUGCCAAUUACAACUUCUACAUCUGCUACGUCGGCUGGUGGUAGCGCGGGCGGCACCAACAUCUCAAUUAUCGUUUACCUAACACAAUUGUAUGUUUUGGGCGGCCUCAAGUUCACCGAGUAUAUGUACUAUUCGGAUGAUUACAAGGUGCCGGCGCAUCGUGUGUUCACACUCACCGAGGAUGACGUCACGCAGGUGGCAUGGGUGCAAUUCAGUAGUCAGUAUCUUGAGAUACGUUUCACGAUGGCAUCCUUGGAUGGCACACAUUUGCGCGCCUUGGAUCGCCUGUUGGACGUGUAUGGCUUCAAUAUUACCUAUGAGGUGCAGCAGGAGGUGAAAACCUAUCAGUGCAAUACGUUGCAGUGUCGAUUUCUCGGCCAUUGCUAUGCGAAGGCGGAUUACAGCUCCUACUACUGUUCCUGCUUUCCCGGUUUCAGUGGCACAGAUUGCGGUCGUGGGCCGUUGUGUGAAGAUCCACAUACGAAUGUAUGUCAAAAUGGCGGCACUUGCAAGCACAUCGGCGAUGCGGCCAUUACAUGCCACUGUCCGAGCGGCUUUAAGGGCACCAAAUGCGAAAUACCGGAAAUAAAUGAAAUGACAUUGGGUUGCACAUCCAAUUCCACAUCGAGUGAUUGUCAUAAAGAAUGUGAUUUUGAACGUGCUGGUGAUGGUAUCACACUGCGAAAGGCUACCAAAAUUAAUGCACGCAACGGUAAAACUCGUUACGAAGUGACAAUACGCUUGGGCGCCAACUUAACUGCCUUUUAUCGUAACAUGGAUCCCGAAAGGCGCCCAAGUGAUCAUCUACCGAGUUUACUGGAAAGACAUCUCAUGCGCGUCUUACGCAAUUUCAACAUCACAAAAAUCAGCGAUUUAGAAUUAAUCUCGAAUAGUACCGACCGUUUGGACAUCACAUUUCAUUUCUUUGGUGUGAAGGGCGAUUCAAAUCGCAUACGUGAGGCCAUCACGCGUAUGGUGGAACGCGGUCGCAUUGGAAAUAUUACAUUAGUCUCCAAUUAUCAUUUGUUUGACGAGAACCCACCGCUGAAUUUGUUGGAACUGACAAUUAAUCAAAAAUCAGCGAUACGUGAAGACAGUGAAUUUAUAAUUUCAUGCACCGCCCAAGGAUCAUCGCGCAUGCAAUUUCAAUGGUACAAGGACGGGGCGCGUGUUAAUACAUCCAAGGCUAUAAGAGAAAUCUGGACCACCGUUUUACCACCGGAAACUAAAGAUACAUUCACUGCCAUUUUGGGCAUCACAAAAGCCAGCCGCAUGGAUGAGGGCAUCUACACGUGUAAGGUCACCGAUUGGGGCAUCGAACAGUGUCGCUCACUGCAUGUGCAUAUCAAAACACCGCCACGCCUACGCGUCGAUCCCGCCAGUGUGACGCUGCAACGCGGUGAUUCGCUGCGUGUGCGCUGUCUCUCACCCGGCAACGAUGACAUUAAACGCUACGCACAGCUCGGCUACAGUUGGACACGUAACGGUGUACUCUUUCAAUCGAAUCCCGCCACAGUGAUGUGGGAAGAUCUGUAUCCCGAUGGAAGCAUACUGAAAAUAAACAAUAUACAGAAAUCCGCCGAGUACACAUGCAUUGUCUCGAACACAGUGCGUCCGGUAUCGAAGAGUGUCUACAUUACCGUUAUCGACCACAAUGCGGUACGUGUGUGCCACAGCGACACGCUGUACGGUGUCCGUUGGCCGACAAGUGCACCAGGCGCCGCCAUUGUUGCCGACUGUCCGCGCGGUUUUGAGGGCCACUCGCGGCGCAUUUGUGAAAGCCGCGAUACAGGCAAUUCAACAUGGUUGUUACCCGAUUUUUCGCUCUGCGUACACGAUCAACUUUUGGCGCUUUACAAUAAGUUUCGUGCACUAAGCGCUGGCUACCAGCAAACCAACUCGUCGGCCAUACUAAAGGCAUGCUUUGAAUACACCGCGAAGCGACAUAAGCGUUUUCUGCCCGGCGAGGCGGGUUUUCUCAUCGAUAUGCUACAUGAGGUCGAUACGUAUCUGCAGCUGAAGGGCACACAGCUGGAACGUGAGAUGGCAGCUGAAAUAAUUUUGCACAUUCUCGACAAAGUCAUGCAAAAUACGCAAUCACUUAAUAGCCAACAGCAAAUUAAAAAAUUGCAACUCUUAACACAAUCAGCAGCGUUGAACCGUGAAACAAUUGCAGCAUCUCAAUUAGCAACAUCAACAUCAUCCACGUCAGCAGCAGCAGCAGCUGCGGCGGCGGCAGCGGCAGCAACAGCAGACAAUAGUGCCAUAUCAUCGGCAUCCGCAUCCGCUGCUUCAGCAUCAGCUUCGGCAGCAACAACACAAACAGAAAUCACUGCAGGCGCGGCAACAGCUGGUGGUAAUGCCAUGUCACCGGCACGCUCCGCUGCCACCGCAGCCAAUUCAGCGUUGGCAGCACUAUUGCGCAACGAUGCUGCCACUGGUGGCGUUAGUGGUGGUGGUGCUGGUGCUGGUGUUGGUGUUGGCGGCAGUGGCAUACUCACAGUCGAUGAGGAUUCGCUGUCGUUGGAUCGUCUAAACUCGCUGCGCAUUUAUAUGACUUCAGUGAAAACGUUGCCGUUCAAUUUGAGGAUCUACGGCGAUGAUUUGUUCGCGGAUCAACUUUACAUGGACAUCGGACUCUCCAAUCGGUUGCUCAACAUAAUGGCCAACUCGACGAUAUUCGCAUCGGUUAUCUCGUAUAAAAAUUUAAAAAGUUUUCUACCAAAAACUUACUACACACGCGGCAGUGAUACCAAAGAGUCCGAUUACAUUCUCGCCUCACGCAUUCUACAAACCUGGCUCUUCCAAUCGAAUCGCUCCAACGAUAAUUUACGCGAACCACUCGAUUUACCAUUCGAAGCCGGCCACGUAGAGAUCAUAUUUCAGCAUGAAAUUGCGCCAAAGGAUGGUGAUUGGGUGGCCGUGUGUGGACAUGACUACAAAGCUUCCUUUGAGUCGACAUGGCGCUCGGAUCUAUGCAUCACCAAGCAUUUGAUGGCGAACAUAACGCGUUGUAUAUGUCCAUUGUCCGGCACAUACGUAGUCAUGCUUACGAAACGUAAUAACAAUUCACAACCCGUUUCGCCAACACAACGUCCACUCUUCGUGAUCAUCAGCUGCGCUUGUGGCUUAUUGCAGUCCUGUUCUGCGUUUCUCAUACUUCUACCGAUUUGGUUUAACCGUAAAUGUGCCAUAACAUUUUUGAAAAUGCAAUUUUGUGUCUCCACAUCGAGUAUAAUGAUCAUUUUCCUGUUGGGAUUUCUGAAAAUGUUGCCAGAGAAUUGGCAAGCGGUUGUCAACUCCUCGCUCGCCUCGCUGCUACUGCUUGGCGUCUCGACCACGAUCGCAAUUGCUUUGGUUGUAAAUUCCGAGUUGGUGCCGAAAAAAAUGUUGCAUAUCAAUAAAAUGUCAACAGCACAAGCCGCAAGUGCACGCGCUGCGACAAUAAAAAAAGAACAACAACAACAACCUCAUCAACACCCACAACAACAGCACCACGACUUGAACAGGCGACACAACUCCACAAGUGGCAAUGACAAUGGCAGUGGCGCGCCGGUCACAGCCACCGCCUCCGCCACCACCAUCGACGCACACAGCAUGAGCGCCGCCACAAACAUUACACAAAUCAGCAACAGCAACAACAGCAGUGGGGGUGUCAGCGUCGGCGCCAGCUACGGCUUGGGUGGCAGCAAUGACAAUAGCAUUACCAGCGAUAGCAGUGCCGCAGCCAGCAGUCGUCGCGCGGGCAGUGUAUCGAGUGCGGCGGCAGCACGUUCUGUGGCGCUCGUACAAGAGCUCUAUUUUCCGGUGAGUGUACGCGCCGUCAUCGGCAUUAGUUGGCUGCCGCCGUUGCUGUACGCCAUCGCCGUGCCGCUGAUAUGCAGCAUUAUUGGCAAAUGGCCACGCAAUUGGUGGCUCGAAGUGAUGAGCAAUACAACGGCGGGCACGGCAACAACAACAGCAGCAAGAACAUCCGACGCUAUGUACGGCAUGCCGCACGGUUUGUCGCAUUCAUACGGUGGCGGAUAUAGUGGCGGAAGUGAUUACUUAGUGGCGCAUAUGGCAGCCUCUCCAUCACCCGCAUCAUCGCUAAGUUUGAAGGUUGAACCGAGUCACGAUGCCAACCAGAGCAUGUUGGCGAGUACAACAAGCAACAGCAUCUUGGAGACAGCAGCAUUCACAGCUGCAGAACUUACAACCACCACAAGCGGUAUAUUAACAACUGCGGCCAGCGCUGUUACUGCCACAACAACCAGCAACAACAGCAGCACCACCACUCAUGUAUACCCCUUCACAGCGCCUGCGUCCGUCGCCAGCGCCUCCACAGCGACCUCGGCCUCAACGUCGACAACCUUCUCCGUUGCCGGCUGGCAUAACAACUUCCAGCCGGCAUCCAUCUCCGCUUCCGCCACCGCUGCUGCCUACCACGGCGACUACGCAGCGUACACCGACUCAGACUCCAUUGAGCUGGAGUCACAGCUCACGGGCGACGCUGGCGUGCCAUCACUCAGUUUCAUUAUAUUUAUUUGUGUCGAUUUACUCUUCGUUUUGCUCUUUUUCGCGCUCUUCGUCAUUUUAAUCAAGAAACUUUUAUGGCUGUGGCAUAAAAAUCGAAAUAUUCACGCGCAUCCGCAGGAUAAGUUCAAUGUGGCCAUGCGUAGACGCAUUGGCCUAAUUUACCGCACCGGUUGUUUGCUGUUAAUGAAAUUAUCAACGGAUGCAUUAUUCAUAGCAUAUGUAAAUGCAACACAAAAUUCAUGGUGGUCCUAUCCGUUUGGCAUAUCUUGCAUAUUGUUGGGUUUCUCUAUUCUUUAUUGCUUUGUUAUAAAAGCGGAGAGCAGUUUGCGAGCACCGCCAAGCAGCAACAACAGCAGCAGUGGCACGCUGAAGAAGAAGCUCAGUUCGAGUAAGACAAGUUUGGAUGACAACUAUUGUACGGGGUCCAUAAAUAGUCCGCUCAGUUUUUACGCCAGUCACGAAAAGGAGAAGGAGAACGAAAGCGGCGCGCCCGUAACAACGCUACUCACCGCGCCCCCCGCACCACCGCAACAGCUUGAAAUCUCCAGUGGCGUGCAACUGCCACUCACAAUUAUACCCACCGCGCAACAGCGUUGCCCACUGCUGCCCACAGGCGGCGCGUCUACAGUGGGCAGCAGCGUCAAAACGUUCCUGAACGCCGCCAGUCUGGAGCGCAAGCUGCCGCCACAUGUCAGCUGUCUGCAAGAGACGUCCGCCGCGGCGUUGACCUCACCAGCAACGCGAUGCUGCAACAUUUUGGGCGGCGGCAGCAAUGCGGCUGCGACAGUCACAUCAGCCGGUGUGGUGGGCGGUGGCGUUGUGGUCACCACCGGCGGCAUGGGUUACUAUGAUGCCUACGGCGCGGGUAUACAACUCGGCGGCAUGACGGGUAGUCUAAAUAGGCGUCAAAUGCACAGUGCGGCGGCAACAACAGAGUUUGUGGGAUUGGAGACUCUGGAUAUAUUGCAGGGUGUGGCGCCACCAGACACCAUCAUUGGCAUUUGUGGCAGCGCACUGCCCGCCGGCAUGUCAUAUCAUCAACUGCAGCAUCACAGUUUGCCGCGUCACCACACACAGACGAUGCAGCAACAUCACCUCACAGCAACCGCAACAACGGGCCAGCAACAUGUUGCGCCGCAACAUCACAAUGCCUACAUGGACGCUACCAUGUUGCCAACAACAAUUGUAUCAAUAAGCAGCGGCCUGCCGCUACCCAACACCAUGAAUUAUGCGAAAAGCAGCGGUGAAGUAGCAGCAGCAACAACACCACAACAGCAACCACAAGCACCACCGCCGACCACACUCACCAGCAUCAUCAGCACAACAACGGCAACAACACAAACACCAAAGGCGCAAAAACGUGUCACCAUCAUGGAGCCGACCACACACACUUUCGAUCCACUGCUGCCCACAAUGGUCGCCGUGUCCGGUGUGGCAACGCCGGCGGCACAUCAUCGCCUGGUGACGGCAACGCCGACACCCAUCAUAACUAUUACAAGCAACACAGGUGAUUGCGUCGCCAACGUCAGCAGCAGCAACAACAAUAGUGUGAGCGAUGCAAUGCAGUGUGGCAGUGAGAGUGGUGGAGCAGCAACAGGUGCGGAUAGCGCUUCCUCGCCCGAAGAUGAGAACUCGAUGACCGGCAUGUUGGAUCGCAUAACGCAUGAUCUGGAUUAUCUGCUGAAUCGCACGAAUGAUGCGCCACUACCAGAGUCACCACUGGACGAUGCUGAAGUGCUGGCGGUGGGCGUGGCAGCCACACCAGCGACGACAGGUGCCACCACAGCGGCGUCUACAACGCUCACCAUCAGUCAGGACACUGUGGAGCACUUGUAAGUGUUCCGCUGAAAGAUCUUGCGAACUAAUUUUAGACUACAUUUAAUGAGAUGAAUACUAACUUUAAGCGUAUUUAGUUGUUAGUUGUAACUAAGCAUUUGGUUCCUGUCACUUUUUCGACUUUUUACUGUACAGUAGACCUUAAUACAUAGUUCUAUAAAAGUUAUGUAUAAUUGUAUUAAGCAUUAAUAUUUAUGAUUGUCUUUGUAAAUAAAUAAAAAAAAAAAUAUUUAGAAAUCUAAGAUUUACAACUUUUUGAUAUAGCUAUGCAAAUAAUAGAUAAAAAAUGAUUCGAAUUUAUUCCAUAUAACAAUAGGUAAAUAUAAUAAUCUUGAAGAAUUGUUGUAUAUAUUAUUUAAAAUAGUUAAAAUAAAAUUAAAGUAAUUAAUAAAUAUAUUAAAAUAAAUAUAAAAUAAUUUUUUUUGGAAAAUUUUGCUCAUCAUUUUGGUAAAUAUUUACUCGAGGCAGCUACAACUUCAAAUUAUAUUGAAUUAUUAGGUCUACUUUGCUUCCGCCGUUUUCCAAUAGAUGUCUCUAGGAUCAAGCACUGGUCGAUUAAAUCCAUUAAAUUGUUUUAUAUCGAUCUUGGACAUUUGUGUCAACAUUAACCCAACAAAAUAUAUGUAGAGAUCUGUUUGCAUCCCAAACUUAUUCUCAACUAAAAAAAUGUCACUUUUUGAGCCGAAUUCUGGCAGAAAAAUGGUCAAAAGUAGUAGCUAGCGACGGCCAAUAUUUUGAAUAAACUUUUUUAAAUUUUUGACAGUUUUUAUACAAAAAAAGCCUUAAAUUUACAAAAAAACGGCGGAAGCAAAGUUGUAGACCUUAUAAUUUUUUUUAUAAACAAUGGGAGAUCGAUUAUGAAUUAGGAGAUGAAUAAAGCAGAUGAAUGAAAUAUGUUUUUUCUACUUUAACCACUUUAAAAAAUAUCAAAAAAAAAUAUAAUAAAUUAUUGAAUUUAAUGAAACCUACGAUACUUCUUUAUGUAAAUCGAUUUUUUAGUCUAAACACCGCAUCUGGAAAGGGUGAGUAGUAAAAGUAAUAAAAAUGAAGGGAUUAAGAAUU
Messenger RNA from Zeugodacus cucurbitae (melon fly), 8613 nucleotides. RefSeq lists its product as uncharacterized. NCBI's taxonomy places the organism in Eukaryota, Metazoa, Arthropoda, Insecta, Diptera, Tephritidae. Gene Ontology annotation, molecular function: G protein-coupled receptor activity. The coding region runs from base 217 to 7551 and encodes 2444 amino acids. The transcript is spliced from 21 exons. Gene Ontology annotation, cellular component: membrane. The record is from RefSeq and is a predicted model, not a curated record.